AUGGAGAAGGGAAGACUCAGGAAGGACGUAGGGAAGUUCAACAUGGCCUUGGCGCUUUACAUGGCUGCUAAGGUCCGGUGUGACAAUCGGGAUCAGGGAGAAGGUAUAGAACACCGAUACGAAUACACGGAGUGGCUCCUACAAGAGAUGACGUCAAAGUGGCCACAGGGUAAAGAGCAGAAAACUGCAUACCAGGAAACGACUACACCUGCAAAGGUGGCAGGAAAGUUUCAAGACCUGGACAAGAGAUGGACUUUCGGUGGUGACACAGAAUCUGUGCUGCUUGGAUACGCACAGUUGAUGGUAGAGGGAAUAGUAAACGACAACAGCAUGUUAGAAGCAGAAGCGAGUAAGAGUCUCGGUGACGUGUACCUGAAAAGAGGAACAGAAACUAGAGACACUAGAGACUUGACCAGAGCUACUGCUCUGUACAACAAGGCACUGGAGCGGUGCCACAACGCACAGGGAACAGUUGCCCUCGUCCACCGCGUACUGCACACCGCAAAAAUCAGGCAAAAAAUCAUCACAAUAAAGAAGAACAGGUCAACACGCACGCGGCGACAACAUGACAUGAGAGGACGGAAGGACCACUUCUCAACUGCGCCCUCUAGCGACAUGACUAAUGACGGCAUGCCCAGUGUACACAUUGCUGCGGAGCAACAAGAUGCUGAAAGAGAAGUUGAAGAGGAGAUAUCAUACCACAAGCACCUCCAUGCGGCAGACCGUGACUUUGCAAAUGGAGACCUGGACGCAGCAGAGCAGAACCUAGCAGCCGCCCUGAAGCUGGUUCAUGAUCCAGGCAAACCUGAUAAGGCUAGAGAAGCCGACUGUCUGUGCAGGUUGGGUGACGUCUACGUCGAGCGAGGCAAGCGGACAGGAGAAGGUAGGACAUUCACACAGGCAGCAGCUCUGUAUAACGCCUCCAUGGCACGGACAGAUGGAGACAAACAAAACAUGGUAGCAAGGCUGCAAGAAACAGAAAGGCAGUUUCUCAGGAACACCUGUAAAAUAGACUGUGAACCGUUUCCGUACAGCAGCGCGUUAGAUCACAUAAAGGAACUGGACAACAUGCGCGCCCGUGUAAAAUCCCAACUAGACACAAUUCAUCAGGAACACAACCCUUAUCAGUUUGAUGAAGACAAUCCCGUCGUGAGAGAAGUAGAGAUCAAACGAGCUGAAGCUAUCAAGAACUUGUUCAAGAGAAUCACGAUUCAAAGACAACAGUUUAUCCAAGUACUGUCAAAAGAAUGUGUAGAUAAACUCGGACCUACUCCGUGCAAGUACGCCUUCAUCGGGCUAGGCUCACAGGCCACAGAACUUGUCACGCCGUACUCCGACCUGGAGUUCGCCAUUCUGAUUGAGGAAGGGGAGGAUAACGAUGAUACACGGAGGUACUUCCUUAAUCUCACACACUACUUACAUCUAAAAGUCAUCAACCUUGGGGAAACCAUCCUCCCAGCCAUGGCCAUCCCGUCACUGAACGACUUCCUCUCGGAAGACCCGGAGAAAAACUGGUUCUUCGACUCCGUCACACCUCGCGGCUUCGCCUUCGACGGCUUCAUGCCAUGGGCUUCCAAGACUCCUUUUGGAAGAGACAAAACCCAAACCAAGGAUCCCCUUAGUCUCAUCCAGACUCCUGCAGAGUUGGCAAAAUAUCAGCGUCGACACAUCGCCCUAACAGAAGGCUAUCACCUGUCAGACAUCCUCAGACGGGUGGUUUACUUGACAGGUGACGAGUCUUUGGUGGAUGAGUAUACAGUCAAAGUCAGCAAAAGUGUUAAUCGUUCGGAUGUGCUCUCACGUUGGUCAGUAAUACCGACGCUGAAGGAAGAUAUUCGGCAGGUAAAGGACUUGGAGCUAACGGGGCACCUUUUGGAUGUCAAAAAAGAAAUAUACCGCUUUCCUAGCGUAGUGGUUGAUCUGUUGAGCUUGAGCGUUUGCUGUGGAAUGACGGUCUCAAGUGUGUGGAGAACAAUAGAAGAGUUACAAAGAGCAGGACGAAUCAGCCAAGAAGACGCCCACCACUUGACUGUACUGAUCAGCAUCUCAGCGGAGCUGCGGUUAAGAACGUACAUCGCCAACGGAGGACAGAAGGACAGACUGUCUCCUCUCACGGAAAUGAAAGUCCAACUAGGUAAACAUGACGUAGACGGCACUUUCUUAGAGUCUGUUUUCUACAUACCAGACUCAAAGAUGCUUUUUAGGUACUAUUACACUUCCAUCCCAUUAAAAACAUGCAUUGUUGUUACAGUUUUGAACGCGGGUCCAACAGCAAAGAUAUUUCAAACAGACAUAUUUGAUACUUCAUCUCUAACAAGGGGCCGAAUGGCACAGCAGCUUUUCCAUUUAGACGCUGCCAUACGUCACCUGGAAGCAGCACUGGAAGAGGCGGACGUGGAUAAGGAAAGGCAGUUAGAAAUACAUUUCGAUCUAGGUCAUGCCAUGAGAAGGCUCGGUGACUUCGAGAAAGCGAUGAGCCACUACGAAUUGGCUUUCCAAAUUGGUAGUGCAAUAUAUGGUGACACCACCAAAGGGCGUCACAACAUUGCGACAUUGGUGGGAAGCAUUGGAUCCUGUUGGAGUGGGCUUGGCAAUCAGAAAAAAGCUAUCAGUUAUCACGAACAGUCACUGGAGAUGGAAAAAGCUAUCUACGGAUUUAACACGCCACAUCCCGCAAAAGCUGCAUCACUUAAUAACAUUGGAAAAUGUUGGAGUGAUCUUGGUGAUGAGAAAAAAGCUAUUAGGUAUCACGAACAGUCACUGAAGAUGAUGAAAGCUAUCUAUGGGGAUAAAACAGCUCAUCCUGAUAUCGCUUUAUCUUUGGGCAACAUAGGAAAUAGUUGGGGUAACCUAGGUGAUCAGAGGAAAGCUAUCAGCUAUUACGAACAGUCACUUAACAUGACGAAAACUAUGUAUGGUGAAGCAACAGCACAUCCUGACAUUGCUGCAUCUUUGAACAAUAUUGGAGAAUGUUGGCGUGACCUUGGUGAUCAGAAGAAAGCUUUGAGUUAUCACGAACAGUCACUGACGAUGAAGAAAGUUAUAUAUGGCGAAACAACAGCGCAUCGAGACAUUGCUUCAUCCUUAAAUAACAUAGGAAACUGUUGGAGCGUUAUUGGUGAUCAGGGAAAAGCUAUUACGUAUUACGAACAGUCAUUGCAAAUGCUCAAAACUACCUAUGGCGAAACAACAGCACAUCCCGACAUAGCGUCAUCCUUCAACAACAUUGGAAAAUCUUGGGGGGAUCUCGGCGAGUACAGGAAAGCUCUAAGUUAUCACGAACAGUCACUGAAGAUAAAGAAAACAUUCUAUGGAGAAAGCACAGCACAUCCCGAUGUCGCUGCAUCAUUAAACAACAUUGCAACAUGUUUCGAUGGCCUUGGCGAUCUGAAAAAGGCUAUGACUUAUUACGAACAUUCAUUGCAGAUGAGGAAAACUCUCUAUGGCGAAACAACAGAACAUUCAGACAUUGCUGCAUCGCUGAACAAUAUUGGGAAAUGUUGGCGUGGGCUUGGUGAUUCGAGCAAAGCCAUUAGAUUUUACGAACAGUCCCUUCAGAUGAUGAAAACGGUCUACGGUGAAACAACAGAACAUCCUGCUAUUGCUACAUUAUUAAAUAACAUUGGAACGUGUUGGAAUGUCCUUGGCGAUCUGAAAAAAGCUCUCUGUUAUUACGAAGAGUCACAAACGAUGAGGAAUACUCUCUAUGGCGAAUCAACCGCACAUCCGGAAAUAGCAGAUUCACUAAACAACAUCGGAAGUUGUUGGAGUGACCUUGGUGAUUCGAAGAAAGCUAUCAAUUAUUACGAACAGUCACUGAAGAUGACAAAAGCUAUUUUUGGUGAAAAAGCCCACCCCGACAUUGCGUCAUCAUUAGGCAACAUUGGAUCAAGUUGGAGUAAGCUUGGCGAUCAUAGUAAAGCUAUCAGGUACCACCUACAGUCGCUGAACAUGCAGAAAGCUAUCUAUGGCAAAACAACAGCGCAUCGCGAGAUAGCUUCUUCCUUACAUAACAUUGGAGAUUGCUGGAGUAAGCUCGGACAUCAGAUCAAAGCUAUAAUGUAUCACGAUUACUCGUUGAAAAUGAUGAAAGUUGUAUAUGGCGAAACAACUGCACAUCCCGAUAUUGCCUUAUCUUUGAACAGCAUUGGUUCAUGUUGGAGUAAACUUGGCGAUCAAAGGAAAGCUAUCAGGUAUUUCGAAUACUCAAUGAUGAUGAUGAAAGACAUCUGUGGGGUGGACAAGGCACAUCAUCAUAUUGCCUUGUCACUUACCAACAUUGGAGUAGGCUGGUUCAAACUCGGCGAUCCGAGUAAAGCUGUCAGUUACUGCGAACAGUCGCUUAAGAUGAUGAAAGUUCUCUAUGGUGAUAACACGGAACACCCCAUUAUUACGCAAGUACAGAACUACAUACGUGUAUUUCGGAGUGCUCUCCCUGACAACACUUUAAGAUUUCAAAAUAGCCAUGAGAAAUAGACCUCUGAUCUGAAACCAUACAAGCCGUUUGAUCGGUUACAGGACUAAUUUUGGACAACAACUCGUUGCAGAUUUUGUUUUGUAUAACUGAUUUUUGUUUUGUUACUUGUGUGUGAUGUGAUUGUGUUAUUGAUCCCUUACUUGAGAUGUCAUUGUUAAUUCUGUAUAUACUUUAAUUUCUGUUAUAUAGUUUAUGUAAUAGUUUCCAUACGCUUUCUUCCAUGCUUGGAAACCAACAUUUUCUAUUGUUAAAGGUGCUACCAAGAUGUUUUGAAGCUGAAAAGACUGCCCAGCACAUGGAAUGGUUUGAAAUUGUUAAAGCAAUAGACAUUUGUUCCUAUUGUAUAUGUCGUAAAGUAGUCUUUAAGUUAUCUUUUAUCAAGUGUGAAUUUAAUAUGUACAUUGUAUGGUUUGCAUGUGUUCCUGUGUGUCAGGUUUGUGUCCCGUUAUGUUUGUUGAUAAGGAGCACAGGAAGUAGCCACCAUGCACUUGUUUAUUGUUAAGCUCAUU
This is a messenger RNA of Branchiostoma floridae (Florida lancelet), 4986 nucleotides long. RefSeq lists its product as uncharacterized. The transcript is spliced from 5 exons. Gene Ontology annotation, molecular function: [protein-PII] uridylyltransferase activity; protein binding. The record is from RefSeq and is a predicted model, not a curated record. The coding region runs from base 1 to 4476 and encodes 1491 amino acids. NCBI's taxonomy places the organism in Eukaryota, Metazoa, Chordata, Leptocardii, Amphioxiformes, Branchiostomatidae.